Molecule: messenger RNA, 942 nt
Organism: Mytilus trossulus (common blue mussel)
Lineage: Eukaryota; Metazoa; Mollusca; Bivalvia; Mytilida; Mytilidae
Product: microfibril-associated glycoprotein 4-like
Exons: 6
Coding region: 1-942 (313 amino acids)
Source: RefSeq, a predicted model, not a curated record
AUGCCGAUGUGGUCUAUAUGUGCUCACUUCUGCUCAAGAGUUAAAUUAUGCCAAUCCAUCAACUUUAUAGCAUGGAAUAAAACUUGUCAGAUAAAUAAUGAUGAGCCGGGGAUCAGUAAUUGUGAAGUCAUUGAAAGUGUUGGAAACAGCUUGGCAAUGUCCUCGAAUUUCCCCGAGAACUUAGCAGGCAAUUGCAAUGGUAAUAAUUGUAAACUCAAUGAGGGAUGUAUGCCAAAGGCAACAGGAUACUAUUGUGCUCCAUUACCUUUAAAGUUAUCAGAGACCAGCACACAACUUCGUCCACGUGACUGCAAUGAUCUUCCCAAAGGAAGCAAAUCUGGGGUAUAUAAAAUAUACCCAGCAAAUGAAAACUUCGAUGUUUUCUGUGACAUGGAUACAACAGGAUUUGGAUGGACUGUUUUCCAAAGCAGAGUGAAUGGAACUGUCGAUUUUUACAAAGGAUGGUUGGAUUAUGAGAUUGGUUUUGGAAAUUUGAAAUCUGAGUUUUGGUUGGGAAAUAAAUACCUUAAUAUACUUACAUCUUCUGGAAACUACAAACUUUUCAUCCACCUUGAAGAUUUUGAAGGGAAUUGGAGUUAUGCAGAGUAUAGCGAAUUUAGUAUCGGAAAUGCAACAACAAACUAUAUUUUGAAAAUCAAUGGAUAUUGCGGGACAGCAGGAGAUAGCAUGGGGAAAGCUAAUCACGGGCUGCACAACGGCAUGAUGUUUACUACGAAGGACAAGAAAAACGACUAUGCUUCUAGAAACUGCGCAGUAUUGUUUAAGGGUGCAUGGUGGUUUAAUAGAUGCCAUAAUUCUAAUUUGAAUGGUGAAUAUUUAGGAGACAGUCACUCUACUCAGGCCCAAGGAAUAUUUUGGAACACAUGGAAAGGAGAAUAUUAUUCACUGAAGUCUUCAAGAAUGAUGAUUAAACGACAAUAA